UCCACCACAUUCAUCUCUUUCACCUACAAACACACACUCUCUCUCUAAAAAACACAGACUCACACACUCUCUCUGUCUCUCUUCAACUUCACGCACUACAACACUUUCUUGAAUCAUACCCACGAAGAAUUCUUAUCUUUCUGCAAUUUCAUUCACUAAUUCAGAGAAACGCAUACUUUCUUUCCUUCUUUUUCGGUAUAACUUUACUGGAUUUUGGAGAUGGGGAGCAGAAUCCCAUCGCACCAGCUCAGCAAUGGAUUAUACGUAUCGGGUCGACCCGAACAGCAAAAGGAACGCCAACCCAUAAUCGGGUCACGAGCCAUACCUUAUACCGGCGGCGAUGUCAAGAAGUCAGGUGAACUGGGAAAAAUGUUCGAUAUAUCGGUUUCAGACCACCCACCUCCUGUUCUCAAGGCUCAUCGUGCAUCAUCUUCUUCGCAACAAAGCAGCGGAUCCCUUAGAUCCGGACCGAAUUCCGGGUCCGGGCCUAUCCCUAAACGAUUAUCCGGGUCGGGACCGAUGGUGGGGCUUCAUCCAACUGGUUUACUACUGACCUCCGGCCCACUUGGAUCGAGCGUUGGCCGGAGAUCCGGUCAGUUGGAGCCACCGACAGUGAGUUCGAAAGGGAAAACUAUUUACGGUUCCGCCGUUACGACGUUAGGUUAUGAUGACGUGAAGUUAGGGUUUAAAGUAUCCAAAAAGUUAAUGUGGAUGUUGUUGGUGAUCGCGGUGAUUGGUUUGAUGGUUGGGACUUUUUUAAUGGUGGCGGUGAAGAAGCCGCUGAUUCUUGUGGCGGUUGCGGGUGUUCUGGUACUCGCCGUCGUCGUCAUUUUAUGGAACUGUGCUUGUAAGAAGAGAAGAUUAAAAUCUUAUUUACGGAAAUACCCUGAUGCGGAGCUUCGAGGCGCCAUUGAUGGCCAAUUCGUCAAAGUUACUGGGGUAGUGACAUGCGGAAGCAUCCCUCUUGAAUCAUCAUUCCAGAAGGUUCCAAGGUGUGUUUAUGUUUCUACGGAGUUGUACGAAUACAAAGGGUGGGGUGGUAAAUCGGCAAAUCCUAAGCACCGAUGCUUCUCUUGGGGAUGUAGAAAUUCCGAGAAAUACGUGGCUGAUUUUUAUAUAUCGGACUUCCAAUCGGGGUUAAGGGCGGUGGUGAAAGCAGGUUAUGGGGCAAAAGUAGCUCCUUUUGUUAAGGAAGCAACGGUGGUGGAUAUAACCAAGGAAAACCGUGAGUCGUCUCCGAGUUUUGUAAGUUGGCUUGCGGAUCGAAGUUUGUCAUGUGAUGACCGUGUUAUGCGCCUUAAAGAAGGAUACAUCAAAGAAGGGAGUACAGUUAGUGUGAUGGGGGUGGUAAGGCGACACGAAAACAUGCUUAUGAUUGUUCCACCAAGUGAGCCGAUCUCAACAGGCUGCAGAUGGGGUUGUGGGCUUUUUCCAACUUAUGUUGAAGGUCUUGUGUUGACUUGUGACGAAAGUCAAACUGCUGAUGUCAUACCCGUGUAAAGCUAUUCGAAGGUCUUCAUGAUGUUUCUGCUUUAAGAAUUUGCCAUCCGGGUAUAUAAUGUAAAAUGAAAAAAAAAGUUGUAGAAGAGGCAACAAUGAGACGAUAAUUUGAAGAGUAUUUAGUUUUUAUGUAAAAAAUGGAAGCAAGAUUGGGAAUGAGAGCUCCAAGAUGAAGAACAGAAGUGUAUUCAUUGGAGCAGAUAAAAGAAUUCCCAUAAGAUAUUAUGGAAUUUGAGUUAAAAAUUAUGUAUAGGUGUUGGUAAUGGGUUCAAAAAGUGAAUUCUGAAAAUAUUAUUUAUUUUUUUGUGUAUUUAUUUUGUUAGGUGUAUGUGUUCUCUGAUGAUCAUAAUGCAAAAGCCUCUAAAUAGUUGGGUAAUUUAUCAUGG
Messenger RNA from Lactuca virosa, 1886 nucleotides. The record is from the annotation of a GenBank genome assembly. Lineage: Eukaryota; Viridiplantae; Streptophyta; Magnoliopsida; Asterales; Asteraceae.